AUGCCAUUUGAUCAAGUGACCUGUGCAAGAGACUUUGCUGGAAAUUCUAUCAUCAGAUCCUCCAAGAAUUAGAAGACAAGGAAGUGCAUAAUAAAGUUGGCCUCAGAUGAGUAUUAGUAUGCUUUUACUCGUUCGAGGGGGAACAAAACUACACUCAUAAUUGAUUGAAGUAAUGGAAUCAUGAAAUAACAUAAGGAUAUAAGUAUCAUCCAAUAUCGAGAGAAUGGCAUUCUAACUGAUAGCAAAAGUAGUUUAUUUUUUUGGAUCACUCAAAUUAUUUUCUUUAAUGCAAAAGUUGGUUGGAUCAGGGGUUUAAACUUAAUUUUAGGUUUAACAUAGAGGUAAUAAAAAUGAUGAAUAUAAGUCAAGACUAAUGUGCUUUUCUUUGUGUCCAAUCCUACUCUGUCCCUCUAUCAUUAUUGGGGCCAAAAAGCCAGACUUUUAAACUAUCUAAUUAUCAAACAAGUUUUUUCUCAUCACUGAUGAUGAUAAAUUUCUUCUCUAUUAUUAUUUAUUUUACUGAUUUUUGGUGGAGGAUUUUCAUUUUAAAUAUAAUAUAAUCUGUAACAUAAUCAAAAAUUUCAAUUCUAUUAUUGAUAUAUUUCAAAUUUUAAUCAACUAAUCUUUAUGAGUAAAAGGUUAUGAAUAAAAUAAAAGGAAUGUUAGUACAAAACUAUUUAGAAAAUUAAAAAAGUAUACAAUUAUUAUUCAUAAGUUUUCAAAAAUGUUUUGGAUAAACUAGAUAAAAACCCAAUAUGGUAGAAAAAAAUUAUAACAGCUUCUAGACAUACUAAAUAUUUCAAAUAUUGA
Messenger RNA from Paramecium pentaurelia, 810 nucleotides. Lineage: Eukaryota; Ciliophora; Oligohymenophorea; Peniculida; Parameciidae. The record is from the annotation of a GenBank genome assembly.